Molecule: messenger RNA, 1145 nt
Organism: Dendronephthya gigantea
Lineage: Eukaryota; Metazoa; Cnidaria; Anthozoa; Malacalcyonacea; Nephtheidae
Product: translocon-associated protein subunit delta-like
Exons: 6
Coding region: 51-566 (171 amino acids)
Cellular component (GO): endoplasmic reticulum; membrane; endomembrane system
Source: RefSeq, a predicted model, not a curated record
AUUAAAAGAACAAUGCCUUGGAGCAUGCGUUCCUUUUUCUCCCUGGAAAGAUGUCGUGGCAUUUCUGUGUCGUUUCGUCUCUCUUUUUAUCAUUUCUAGUUGUUAUUUCAGCUGAGCCAUGCGUUGAUGUGCAGGCAACAUCAAAGAUCUACUCAACCUCAAAUGUGUUGCUAGCAACCGAAUCUGUUUUUCUGGUAGAAUCUACUGUAAAAUGUAGCAAUAACCCUAAGAAUAUGUUCCUUUAUGCUGAAAUUGAUGGGAAUUUAUAUCCUGUACCAAAGUCAGCAGACAAUUCUGUACAUCAGUUCAGUUGGGUAAAGUCACACAAAGCAGCUAAAUCAGGAUCUUAUGUAAUUAACUACUAUGACGAAGAAGGAUACGCUGCUUUGAGAAAGGCACAACGCUCUGAAGAAAAGUUUGAACAAAAGCCUUUGUUCACUGUAACAUUGAACCACAAGGCUGCAGGUCGCGAAGGCCUGUGGGUGCAAACCGAAUUCAUUGCAGUUACAGCAGCUUUGUUAGUUUGGUGGUUUGCAACUGUAACCAAGAACAAAAUGCAAGAGUAAUGUAUAUGUAUGUGCAUAAUGCAAGAGUAAUUGUUAUUUGUUUGAAUUUUUACAUUGUAAUAAAAUGAAUUAUUGUACACAGUGUCUGAAUUUAUCUGAUGUCUGAAUGCCUUAAAUGGCCUAAUCUGCUUUCAACUUUCAUUGGAUGCACUCAUUAAUUGGGAUUCAAUCAGUAAAGUGGUUCAGCAAUUUGUAACAGGCAUGCAAAAACCCCCAGGAAAUUAGGCAAUUUUUAUGCAAAUUAAUUGUGUAGCGAAUUGAUGCAAUAUAGGUAGACAUCCAUUGCAAUGACCUUGCAAUGCUCAUUACCUGUAUCUUUGAGUAACUUCCAUCUCACUGGGUAUUAAACAAUGAGCAUAAAUUAAAAUGAUGUGAAAAUUGGCCUCAAGUAACCUUAUUGCUUGAGGUUUCAUACCACAACAACAUUGUUUUUACAAAUAUUGGCUUAUGCAUUUCUUUUGAUUCAUUGAAUAAAAAAUUCAAAUAUAUUUUAUAAUGUAAAUACAAAUGUUACAUUACUAAUAAUUUACUGUCACUAAAUAGAUUCUUAAAUAUAAAUUGUAUAUUCAUUUUUUUCAA